Molecule: messenger RNA, 2537 nt
Organism: Mangifera indica (mango)
Lineage: Eukaryota; Viridiplantae; Streptophyta; Magnoliopsida; Sapindales; Anacardiaceae
Exons: 2
Coding region: 748-2007 (419 amino acids)
Biological process (GO): regulation of transcription by RNA polymerase II
Cellular component (GO): SAGA complex
Molecular function (GO): transcription coactivator activity
Source: RefSeq, a predicted model, not a curated record
CGUUUGCACGAGGUGAGAGAGAGACACCGAGAAAGAAGAGAAGGGAGCGAGCGAGCGAAGAGCAGCGAUCGAGCUACACAAUCAAUACAAAAACACCCAACUUCGUUUACAAAUCAUAUACAAAACGCUAAGCCCAUCUGUAAAUGCACUUCAAACUUGCAAAAAAUUUGAAAAAAAUUGUAAUUUGAAUUAAAUAAAUACAGAGCCUGAAUUUCAAGCCGCGAAGAACCGUAUCCCAAGUUACUGAGACUUGGAUUUCUAUACAAUUCGUCAAGUUCAUUAAGUGAUAAUACUUUUACGGUUCGUGAAGCUCGUGGGAAGCCGUGGUUGGUUUUGGUGAUUUGAAGCUAGGGUUUUGAUUCAUUCUGUAUUGGGAUGAUUUUGGUUUGUCUUCCCGGUUUUGGAAUAACUUGUGGUGUGAGUUUGAUCUUUUAGGGUUUUGGUUUCAUUCGAAGAUGAGAUUGGAUUUGCAUUGUAUUCUGAGUGGGUGGGUAAAUUUGGGGUUGUCUGGAAACGGAAAUAACUGAAAUUUGCUUUAGAAUUGAGAUUUUUGGUAUUUUAUUAAUUAUUUUGCUGGGUUUUUAAGUCUGUUUCUUAAGAUAUGCAGAGUUUGAGAUUUUGAUUUCCAUGUGACGGUAUGGGGUGGAGGAAUUUGUGGUUCUUGUGAUGCAAGAAUAACAAGAAUACAGAGGGGUUUAGUUUUGGGAAUUUUAGUUUUGUGAAGGUGUAUGAAUCUAUUGUUGAGAAAUGCAACCUCAGCACGGUUCUAGAAUUGAUUUGGUUGAAUUGAAAGCUCAGAUAGUGAAGAAGAUUGGGAUUGAUAGGUCAAAGAAAUAUUUUUAUAAUUUGAAUAGGUUUUUGAAUGAGAAAAUAAGUAAGAUUCAGUUUGAUCAAUUUUGCCUUCGCCUACUCGGAAGGGAGAAUGUUCCCCUGCAUAACCGAUUGCUUUUCACAAUCUUGAGAAAUGCAUGUCAAGCUAAGACUCCGCCGCCAUUUAAUGAGACGGCGCUCACGAAAUCUGUAACUCAAGGAAUAAAAGUUUCUCCCAAUAGAGAAGAUGGGCAUGAACCAAGUGGGUCACUUGCUCCAAGUCAGAAUCAAAGUGUUCCUAUUUGGCCAAAUGGAGUUUUGCCAGUGUCACCACGAAAGGUUAGAUCUGGGGGUCGUGAUCGGAAGGUCAGGGAUAGGUCUAGUUUGCUGGGACCAAAUGGAAAGGUUGAAUGUAUUUCUCAGCAGUCAUUAGGUACAGACGAUAGUAGUGUUAGGCUUCAUCUGGAAAAUGGGGAUUUAACACCUUGUGAUUAUCAGAGACCACUACAACAUCUUCAUGGAGCUGCAGAGCAACCUGAUAAAGAGAAGGAGGGAUCAGUUCGAGCCACUGAACGACCAAGAAUACCCAGUAAAGAUUGGUCUGGACUUGGUUUCUUUGAAGAGGGGGAAGAAGUGGAGCAAGCUAACCGCUUGAAUUUCUCUAGGAGUCCUCUAGUUGCUCCCCUCGGGAUACCAUUUUGCUCAGCUAGUGUAGGUGGGACCCGCAAAACUAUUCCUUUGCAAAGUACUGUUGAUUUUGUCAGCUAUUAUGACAGCUGCGGUUUGUCUGAUAAUGAGACGCUUAGGAAACGUAUGGAGCAGAUUGCUGCGGCUCAGGGCCUUGGAGGUGUCUCAUUGGAAUGUGCUAAUACGCUGAAUACAAUGUUAGACGUGUAUCUGAAGAAGUUGAUCAAGUCAUGUGUGGAGUUGGCUGGAUUAAGGUCUGCACAUAAACCAAGAAAGCACACCGUCAACAAGCAACAGAUGCAGGGCAGAGUUAUAAAUGGGAUAUGGCCUAGUAAUCACUUACACUUGCAGAAUACUGGUCGUCGUCAGGAAGUUAUGCAGAACCAAGGACCACAAUGCUCAAUAUCGUUGUUAGAUUUCAAGGUUGCCAUGGAGCUGAAUCCGCAACAACUUGGAGAAGAUUGGCCAUUGCUGCUGGAAAAAAUUUGCAUGGAAUCUUUCGAGGAAUGAAAAUGCAUAGAAAGAUUAUUUUUAUCCCAUAAUUAUGGUUGGGUCAGUCUGUUCUGGUUCAGAGGGCGAUUGUUGUUGAAAAUCUCUGAAGCUUCCAGUUCAUGCAUAUUGCUGGGUGAACCAAUUGGCUACCUUUCAGAUUUAUGCCUUGGCCCUUGAAGAUACAAAAAAUUGGGUUGAGCACCAUGAUGUCUGUAUUCUCCUGCUGCAGAUCUUAAUGCAUCUGCAUCUCAUUCAACAAUAACCAAGCAAGGGGUACUUUCAUUUAUAGAAUCUCAUGCUUGGUUGCCCUAUUGUAAGAUUAACACUGACAUUGGCUGUCUCUUGCCAUUGCAACAGAUCUUAAGUUUUCCAUGUAUAAUAACAGCCAAUGAGGUGGUAUCUAAGAAAGUUUUGCAGGAAUACUGUUUUGUAGCUUGGUGAAAGGUUUAAUCACUCAUGUAAGGGCUGUAGUUUGCUCUGUAUGUAAUUUAGAAUCUAAGAAUUGAUUGGAAUUCCAAUAUUAAUAACAAAUUGAGAUCCAUUUAAUA